AACUGAGGGCCACAAAAUCCCACGGAUUCAGUAUUAGCCACGCCCCCUCCAGGGAUCCACUACCGGUUAAGUGGCGUUGCUGAAAGUGUGAUGCAAAGCCCCACUUCCUGGCCACUGGACCUCUUUAUGUGUAUGUAUUGAGACCCCGGGUGCCAUUGUAGUCACCCCAGCUACUUGUUUAGAGGAUUUAAGCUGUGUGACAAAUGGCCAACGCUGCUCCUCCGACUCCGGGCGUUGAAAACACAAGCCCCGGAUCUAGUAGCUCGGCUGCCGCUGACAGUGGCAACCAGGACAGCACCUUUGAAUGUAACAUAUGCCUGGACACCGCCAAGGACGCCGUGAUUAGUUUAUGUGGACACCUCUUCUGCUGGCCUUGUUUGCAUCAGUGGCUGGAGACUCGACCAAACAGACAAGUGUGUCCAGUAUGCAAAGCUGGUAUCAGCCGAGAUAAAGUAAUCCCCAUAUAUGGGCGCGGAAGUACAGGUCAACAGGAUCCAAGAGAAAAAACACCCCCACGACCACAAGGACAAAGGCCCGAGCCAGAAAACCGUGGGGGUUUUCAGGGAUUUGGCUUUGGAGAUGGAGGCUUCCAAAUGUCGUUUGGGAUCGGUGCCUUUCCGUUUGGUAUUUUUGCAACAGCUUUUAACAUCAAUGAUGGAAGACCUCCUCCAGCAGCGGCUCCGGGGACACCGCAGCACACGGACGAGCAGUUUCUGUCUCGACUCUUCCUCUUUGUGGCUCUCGUGAUCAUGUUUUGGCUGCUAAUUGCAUAAAACUCAAGAGAUCUGA
Pundamilia nyererei is the source of this 789-nucleotide messenger RNA. RefSeq names its product ring finger protein 185 (gene rnf185). The record is from RefSeq and is a predicted model, not a curated record. Gene Ontology annotation, cellular component: endoplasmic reticulum. Gene Ontology annotation, biological process: ubiquitin-dependent protein catabolic process. The coding region runs from base 204 to 773 and encodes 189 amino acids. Gene Ontology annotation, molecular function: ubiquitin protein ligase activity; metal ion binding. The transcript has 7 exons. NCBI's taxonomy places the organism in Eukaryota, Metazoa, Chordata, Actinopteri, Cichliformes, Cichlidae.